Messenger RNA from Paramecium sonneborni, 899 nucleotides. The record is from the annotation of a GenBank genome assembly. NCBI's taxonomy places the organism in Eukaryota, Ciliophora, Oligohymenophorea, Peniculida, Parameciidae.
AUGGAAUAGAUUAAUAAAUUAGAUCUUUUUGGAGUUGUUAAAAGUACUAAAAAUUAAUAAUUAUAGAUGGUGGAUUAAAAUAAGGCUUCUUUUUUUAUGCUUUUGGCUUUUUUGGAACUUUAUUUAUGACAAUCUCUUUUCUUAUGAUUUUAUCUAACGCUUUGAAUGAACAAAAUAGUAUUUUAUACCAAUAUAACAAUAGUGAAAAUAAUAAAAACUUUAGCAGAAUUGAAUUAAAGGGAUCUAGGAACCUACUAAAAUUAAAUGUUUGUAAAAACAAAAAAUAAGAUUCAUUAAUUAUAACUUAUCAAAACCAAUGAGAAGUUGAAUUAAUUUACUUAUGAAAUUUAAGCAUUUUAAACUGAAAUAUAAUAGGCAAACCAUCAAUUAUUUCAUUCCAAAUAUUUUUCACUUUAAUUGCCUCAUUUCAUUAAUUCAAUAACAAACAAAGAAAAUUGGUGUGGAUAAAAUUGUGUAAGUGUUCCUAUUUAAAAAUAUCUUAAUGAAAAUUGUUUGGAAGAUUGUACCCUUUACUUGAAUUCAAUUUGUAUGGUAUUUGAUAAAAAUGAGAUUUUAAGUGGUUGUUAUGAAAAUUAACAACUAGCUUAAUAUACAAAGGAUAAAACCAAAUAAAUUUAAAUUUAAUUAAGACAUAGUAAGGAUCCCUUGGUCUAAAUUAACCAUCAAUGUAAUAAUAUGAAUUUAUUAUGUAAUUAGAAAUCACACUACCAGAUAAUUAUAAUCCUCUAAAUUUAAUAAUUUUUGGAGUAAUUUGUUUAACUGUUUGUGUAAUUAUUAUGAUUGUGGUGAAUUUAAGCCAAAGAUUCUAGAAGAAAGAAAUUGAAAUGUAAGAAAUAGUGAGACAUUAACCGCCAAGAAUGAUCCCAUUAAAUUAUUGA